Fulvia fulva is the source of this 792-nucleotide messenger RNA. Its product is annotated as Cytochrome P450 monooxygenase hepH. Bases 1 to 792 code for a protein of 263 amino acids. NCBI's taxonomy places the organism in Eukaryota, Fungi, Ascomycota, Dothideomycetes, Mycosphaerellales, Mycosphaerellaceae. The record is from RefSeq and is a predicted model, not a curated record. The transcript has 2 exons. Gene Ontology annotation, molecular function: iron ion binding; monooxygenase activity; oxidoreductase activity, acting on paired donors, with incorporation or reduction of molecular oxygen.
AUGGUUGGGUUGUUUGAGGCUUUGACGGUCAAUAAGCAUCUCCCGAUUGUGCCUAGGAUUUUGUCGAGUUUGCCGCGCGUUGUGGUGGAGGUGCUGGAUCCGGCUUUUGUGCCCUUUUUCGAGACGCAGUCGCUCGUUGCUGCGCAGGCGAGGAAAGUGUGGGAGGAGGAGAAGGGCAAGGAUAAAUCGAAGGUGGAAGGAGAGGAGAAGCCCAAAUCCAUCUUCCACGGCAUCAUGCAAAGCUCUCUUCCCGACGAGGGGAAGACACAUCCUCGCAUGGUUGACGAAGCUUUCGUCUUGAUCGUCGCGGGAGGCGAGACGACUGCGAGAGUCACUGCCGUGACGCUGGCACAUUUACUCCAGAACAAAAGCCUCAUCAGUCGCCUGCGAAAGGAGCUCGAUAAGCUGGACAUUAUCAACGACCUCCCGUCGAGCAGACGACUCGAGGAAAUCCCGUUGAUGAAAGCCAUCGUCCAAGAAGGACUUAGGGUCGCUGCGCCGGUGACCAAUGCGGCGAAACUCAUUGCGCCGAAUGAGGAGUUGGAGUGUCAUGGGCGGAGUGUUCCGAGAGGUACUCCCUGCAGCACAAAUCUACAGACAGUGCUUCACGACCCGGUCAUCUUCCCGAACCCGAAAUACUUCGAUCCGGAUCGAUGGACGAGGGCGAGCGAGAGGGGGGAGAGGCUGGAGAGGUGGCUCGAUACGUUUUCGAAGGGGACGAGGGCGUGUUUGGGGAUGGAUGGUGCGUAUGCGGAGCUUUGUAUUGGGAUUGCUGCUGUUGUGGCGAGGUGA